Raphanus sativus (radish) is the source of this 767-nucleotide messenger RNA. Its product is annotated as mitochondrial pyruvate carrier 4-like. Lineage: Eukaryota; Viridiplantae; Streptophyta; Magnoliopsida; Brassicales; Brassicaceae. Gene Ontology annotation, biological process: pyruvate import into mitochondria. Gene Ontology annotation, cellular component: mitochondrial inner membrane. The record is from RefSeq and is a predicted model, not a curated record. The transcript has 4 exons. Bases 105 to 584 code for a protein of 159 amino acids.
AUCGUAUUUUACCAGCAGCCCUUUGGUAAGAAGAAGAGACGGAGGAAAGGAAACGAAAAAGAGAAUCUGGUGGGGAGAGAGAAGAUUGAUUGAUCGAAUAUCAAAUGGCGACAUCGAGGCUUCAAGCUCUGUGGAAUCACCCUGCCGGUCCUAAAACCAUUCAUUUCUGGGCGCCAACGUUCAAGUGGGGAAUAAGCAUUGCUAACAUUGCAGACUUUGCUAAACCUACUGACAAAAUAUCAUACCCUCAACAGAUUGGUAAUUGCAUCCCACUUUCCUUUCCUUUGUUUGUCUUUGUCAUACCUCUCAAUGAUCUUACUCUAAUAUUAUCUCUUUUAGCUGUUACAUGCACUGGAGUUAUCUGGUCUCGUUACAGCAUGGUUAUCACUCCCAAAAACUGGAACCUCUUUAGCGUCAAUGUUGCUAUGGCUGGGACUGGCAUGUACCAGCUUGCUCGUAAAUCAAAAACGAUUUUGCAUCUGAUGUGGAGCCUGUUGUUGCCAAAGAAUGAUUACGACGAAAAACAAGAAGAUGAAAGCAUCAAAGGAAAGAUGGGAUAUCAUCUCCAUAUUGCUUGUGUUUGAAAAUCUAGUUUCAUGAUAUUUGAUUUUUCCUUUUCAUUCUCAGAUCUUAAGGGUCGAUUUACUAUGAAAUAAGUUCAUCUUUUUAAUACCCCAUAAACGCUUCUCUCUGUCUUUGAUGCGGUAUCUAUGGGAACUUUGUUUCAGUGAGCUUCUCCUGCGGCUGUGAUAAGUACCUUAUAAGCU